This is a messenger RNA of Chanos chanos (milkfish), 861 nucleotides long. RefSeq names its product MyoD family inhibitor (gene mdfi). Bases 1 to 861 code for a protein of 286 amino acids. The record is from RefSeq and is a predicted model, not a curated record. The transcript has 5 exons. Lineage: Eukaryota; Metazoa; Chordata; Actinopteri; Gonorynchiformes; Chanidae.
AUGUCUGAGGAGCAAAGUCACAGUGCUGGCUUGCCCGAACCUCCAGAGGGGGCCUGCCUUACUCCACUGAACCCACCCACAAGUCUGUCCUCAGCACCCUGCUCAGUUGCUUUUGAGAUCUCUGGGGAGGUAGCCAAUCAGCUCCGAUUUCAGCUGUGGAUCUGGGACUUGAAAUGGCAGGAGGAUGGGGACGCGAACAGCGAGGCCCAAGUGACGAGUUCAGAGGUCAUCUCUACGGAGAUACCAGCGGAUGUGGAGAACGGGAACAACAACAGCACUCAGUCGCGGGCAGACCUCAGUACGCCCAGCAAGAGCAUAACAUGUCAACCUCAGGCCCGGUCAACGCCUUUGCACCCCGCAACAACCACUGCAUCAGAGCAAGCUGGUCUGCUGAAGAACGGCACCAAGUCCCACACCCAUCUCAACAACGGUUUGAGGAAUGGAGGAACGCUACCGAGAGCUGCCUCCUCCUCCUCCUCUUCCUCCUCUUCUCACAAGAACCCCAAGAAACUGCAGUCAAACCCAUCCAUCAACAGCCAGAGCAGCAAGAGGAGUAAGGGCAGCUCCAAAUCCAACAGUUCCCAGAUCCCCACUGAGGCCCAGGAUGACUGCUGUGUCCACUGCAUCCUGGCGUGCCUGUUCUGUGAGUUCCUAACUCUGUGUAACAUUGUGCUGGACUGUGCCACCUGUGGUUCUUGUGCUUCUGACGACUCCUGCUUCUGCUGCUGCUGUGCCUCUGAGGAGUGCGGUGACUGUGACCUGCCGUGUGACCUGGACUGCGGCAUCAUCGACGCGUGCUGCGAAUCUGCGGACUGUCUGGAAAUCUGCAUGGAGUGCUGUGGCCUUUGUUUCUCCUCCUGA